Molecule: messenger RNA, 1496 nt
Organism: Lolium perenne
Lineage: Eukaryota; Viridiplantae; Streptophyta; Magnoliopsida; Poales; Poaceae
Source: RefSeq, a predicted model, not a curated record
CAGGUUGUGAAAUCCGAACACUGAGACUUGCCGCCGCCCGCCGCCAUUAGAGGCCGCAUCAGCCACCGCGGCCGCGAAAUCGACUUCCAGCAGGCGCAGCGCGAAAGACGAGCCCGCCUCAGCCUCUGAGGAAUCGGGCGACGAGCAGGUAAAGCCCAUGCCCUCGCGUUUACCUGAACCGCCGCCACCACGGGUCGCUGGCGGCGCGAGGGGUUCCUACUGCCGCGGCUGCGCAGAAGAAGGCUCGCAGGGAGAGCAGGAAGAGGUCCGGUUCGACGCCGUGCAGGCCCAUGGAGAUGAGCACGAAUGUGCGGCCGCCGAAGCUUAGGGAGGUGAUCCAGGUUCCCAAGAAGGCCAAAGACCGCUUCCCUUGCAUCGACGCGGAUCGGCGAGGCCCUUGCCGGAAGCGCCCUCUGGACACGGUGGACCCAGAUCCUUACAUCCACUGGACUGACCUCAAGAUGGGCCGGACCCACACCUCGCGCCCCGGUAACUUCUCGUCUGAAGCUCCCGGUUCCAGCGACGAUCUCACUGUGCUUGAGGCCGAGGUCGGCCCCGAGUUCCUGGAUAAGCUCGUUCCCCAGGGCAAGAAGAACAAGGCCCCGGCACCUGAUGCCAGCUCAAGCCAAGCUCCUCCCACGAAACGCUUCCGGACGGAAGUCUUUGGGGGGAAAGAAGCAGGCAGGAGGCGCUACAAGGGGAAAACGAUGCCGGUCUCUUCUGGUUUUAGGAAAAUAUACAAUUUCUUAUUUGAUCAGGAACUCCCCGCAGAAAAAGAGGUAUAUUCUAUACCUCUGUCUGUCCACUGCCGUCUCAUGAGUCAUCGUAGAGGAUCAGCAGUUGAUCGAGGUCUAAUCCUCAGAAAAACGUUCAAUCAGAAAUUCUGCGUGGACACAUUAAGAAAGAGAGGGAAGCAGCGAAGGCCAGAAAACGGCCAUGUUAUCUGAAGAAAUCUGAAAUUCGUCGAAGGAAGUUGAUGGAUAAGUACAAUGAGCUCAAGGAGAUGGAAAGCUUGAUGCUUUUAUGGAGAAGCGAAGGAAGAAGAAUGCCUCCAAAGAUAAUCGUUACAUGUCAUACCAAACGGACGGGGGUGGUGUAUUUCUAUCAUUUUGUCGCUGUCCUAAUGUCCGAGAUGUUCACCAGCAACCAGGAGUAGGAGUUACCCAUAGACCAAAAUUUAUAGCCGAGCUCUGGUUGUUGGUAGGGACAAGGGCAGAACUUCAUUAUCUCUCAGUUGGGUAUUCCUGAACUAUACUCGUUCUUGGAGCUGACCUGAUCAUUCCACCGAAAGUAAAGAGUGAUCUCAUUUCAUCUGGAGGCAUCUACUGUAGAACACUUGGUAAUGGCCCUGACAAUUUGCCACCAGGACGCCCGUUGCAGAUUGUUCCAACACAUGGAAACAGAUAAGCUUUAACCCUUUUGAUUUUAAUUAGUCUAUCCGGCCUAGAUGCAGCAAAACUGACAGGGACAGUUCAGAUAGACACACCAAUGAGUAA